Podarcis lilfordi (Lilford's wall lizard) is the source of this 372-nucleotide messenger RNA. Lineage: Eukaryota; Metazoa; Chordata; Lepidosauria; Squamata; Lacertidae. The record is from the annotation of a GenBank genome assembly.
AUGAGUGUUUUUGUAUGCGGACCUGCUAUUCUUAAGGAGGCUAAUGGAAAAGAAGACUUGGGAAAGAACCUCCUGAAGCUUCGGAAUGACCAGAAAGAGGCUGUGCUGAAGUUUUCCAUCACGUGGAACACAAACUGGCGGAACUACCUCGAGGCUCAGGCAGUGGUGGAAACCCUCCUCAAGCAUGAGACGCCAGAGAGCCUCUUGCAAUACGAAGGGAUCAAAGCAGCUGUGGAGUCUCUCCUACCAUACACAGAACGGCACUUCCAGAGGCUAGGCCAGUUACUGCAGGCCUCCAUGUUCCUCGAUUUCAUGUCGCAAAACAGGAAGCUGCCUGACGCCGCCAAGUGGGACGAGGAGAUGGACACGUGA